Molecule: messenger RNA, 2271 nt
Organism: Pocillopora verrucosa
Lineage: Eukaryota; Metazoa; Cnidaria; Anthozoa; Scleractinia; Pocilloporidae
Product: angiopoietin-related protein 7-like
Source: RefSeq, a predicted model, not a curated record
GCUUCUUAUAACUCAGCAGAAGGUUGAGUGUAAUCACCAUUAUGCAUUUUUUGGCGGUGGUUCUAGGUGGUAGCGCAUGCAACACCAAAAGAAUGACAAUAAGAGGUAUCCAACAAGGAACGGGUGCAGCUCUGCUGCUCUUGGCACUUUUUGCAAAUUAUCAAAUUAUACCUUCAACCAGUGCAGCUCCAAUAGAUUGCCAGAGGAACACUGCUGUCUGCUUAGAAGAAAUUAUGAAGGAACUGACCCAAGUUCGAUUUGGGAUUAAACUUCUCACGGAGAACAUAACAUUGGUGAGAUCUAAAAACUGUGCUGAGCUGUACAAAUCCGGUCGAAGGAUCAGCGGUGUUUACACAAUCGACCCAGAUGGUUUAGGCGCCUUCAAUGUAUAUUGUGACCAUACAACAGCUGGUGGGGGAUGGACAGUGAUCCAGAAGAGAAUGGAUGGCUCCGUUGAUUUUAACCGCACCUGGAAUGAAUACAAAGAUGGCUUCGGUAACUUGGUCGGUGAAUUUUGGCUCGGACUGGAUAAGAUAAACCGUCUCACAAGAAACAAGACAAAAAACAAGCUUCGAGUAGAUCUGGGAGUAAAAAAUGUGAAAACUGUUCACCCUGAGUAUAGCUGGUUUGGCAUUGGGAACGAGACAGCUGAGUACCAGCUGUACAUUGGCAAUUUUAUAAAUGACACUGUUUCCGCUGAUUCCCUGAGUCCACACGGAGAUUUCGUUUUCGGUACCUGGGAUAGAGAUCCCGCUGGUUGUACCCAAAAAAGAGGUGGAGGCUGGUGGUAUGACAACAGCAGCAAAUGUAUUGUUUUGUCAAAUCUCAAUGGUAUUUAUCCGCGUUGUGGAUAUAAAACCUGGUCCGAUAUUCACUGGGGAGGAUUAGUUCCUACCAGUGCCGCGAGCAGCGCUCCAACAUCAACUGAAAUGAAAAUUAGACCAGUGGAAUUUACGCGCGAGGCCUAAAGUCUACAUAAAUGAAGUAGUUUGUACAACAGGAAAAUAUCGAUUACCUCUUUCAAUCUCUUUAGUUCAAGAGGUUCAGAUUUUUAGAAUACGCAAAUUAGAUUAAUGGCGGCGUCAUUGAUUCCACCACAUUUUUUUUGUAAAGAAAAUUUAUUGUAGCCAGUUGGUAUCAGAAAUGUUUCAUUAUUUGCAGACUUUUUAAGAUUUUUUUACAAUAAUACGAGUGAAAUGUCACCACACAAUUUAAGGAAUAGAAUCUUUUCAUCGCACCAAGUUUAAUUCAGAAGAAUUCUAAUGGAACGCCACAUGUCAUAAGAUAGGGUUUAUAAAUGUUUUGUUCUUAAUACUAUUGUUCUUAUCUUUUUUACUGAUUUUUUAAGCUUUGCUAUUUCAGUGCUAUCAUUAAAUAUUAGAUCGCAAAAGGUACCUUAGAAUGUAAGUUUUUAUUUUGUGAAGAAAUACAGACUGCUUUUACAUUAUUUCUACAGCUAUAUAAAACACAACUUUCUCUUAAGUUUCCCUGGGAAUCGAAUUGUCGCAGACCUUCUCCUAUGCUCGAGGAUUUCUGGGCCUACUAUGGUUUUCCACAUUUAUAUUUUCAGUAUAGCUUCUUUCGCUUGAUCUGACAAAUAGUAAAGGUAUCGAAGUACACUUCCGGGCCUGAUGCAACCGCUUACUUUCGUACAAGUAUUAGUUUACCAUGUUUCAAUGGCUGUUGCAGCAUAUUGACUGAUUAGAUACUUCUUGUAAACUAACCUACAAAAACAAUUAUGUCCCAAACUAGGAUAGAUAUUCGCAAAUGGAGAUGUGAUGAUUCAUCCCUUACGGAGUUCUUAAAUGAUAUGCUAAACAUUUCAAGGGGUUAAAAUUUGAUUAAGGUGGCAGACAAGAGAACAUACCCUAGUUGUCUGCACACUAUUCUAAAGAAUGAUGAGACGGCCUAUUGAUCAAAGAGGAAAAUGAAAAACAUUUUAUAUUUCUUUCUCAAAGUCACAAAGUCGUUUUCCUUGAUAACGAACUUAAAUUUGAGCGAUAAAAUCCAGUCUGUUGCCAUGUUCGCAGAGGCUGGUAGUUCAGUUGCGAAACACCGUUCGUUUACGGUGAUAUGUUUUUUGGUCUGGAAUAAAUACACAAAAACUGGUAGACUAUAUUUUGUUCGCGCUUAUGACUUUCUACAGCUAGGAAAGAACUCCCGGUGUUUGAUUAGUUUAUUAAGUGCAUCAUCAAGCCCACUGUGAAUGAAUGAUAAGGUUUCAGUUAGUCUUCUUAACGCCUAACGUAUUCUAAAUAACUGUUCGUGUGU